AUGAGGGUCAGCGCGCUUCUGAAUCCGUCGUCAAGCAAUUUCUCGGAUUCAGAAUCACUGACACUUCUUUCUGCUACUACAACCACCGGCACUACAACCCUAGCUGCUGGCUCCGCGGGUGCUACAACCGCGGCGGCGGGCGCGGGGUGCGCGGCGUCGGCGCUGGAUGGGUUCGCGUGGUCGGCGGCGCUGGGGUCCACUGGACUCACGCUGCAUUGGCGCGCAGUGGACUCGUCGCGUCUCGCCUUGGCGCUGGAAGCGGCGGGCGGCAGCGCGGCGGCGGCGGGGUGGUUCGCCGUGGGGUGGUCGGCGACGGGCCGCAUGGCGGCGUCCGACGCCGUGGUGGGCAAUCUGGCGGGCGGCGCCGCCGUCCAGGCGGUGUACAUGAGCGGCACGGCGCAGAGCGACGUUCAGCCCACAAGCAGCUUCGAUAUUGGCAACGCGCAGCUCGCCACGUCACCCUCGGGAUCCACCAUCCUCAAGUUCAACCGCACAGCAGGAGACGGGUCGGUGGCGGUGAGCGUGCAGGGCAGCAACACACUCGUGUGGGCGCACUCCCCCGAUGGCUCGCAGUCCCUCGGCUUCCACGCCGGAUAUGAUGGCGCGCUGCAAGUGGACUUCGCAUGCUCCUCUGCCUCGUCCGGAGGGGGAGGGGGUGGCGGCACUGGUGGGGGCGCGGGGGGAGGCACUGGCGGAGGUGGGGGCGACUAUGGGGGUGACUACAGCGGGGGGAACAACGGCGGAGGAGAGGGCCUGGGGGCGGACAGGGGGGCCCUGGGGGCGGUCAGGGCGGACCUGGGGUCGGGCGAGGAGGGCCAGGGGGCGGGCAAGGGGGAGCUGGUGCGGGACAGGGGGGAUUUGGGGGCGGACAGGGGGGAUUUGGGGGCGGACAGUGGGGAUCUGGGAGCGGGCAGGGCGGAUUUGGGGGUGGACAGGGCGGAUUUGGGGGCGGGCAGGGCGGAUUUGGGGGCGGACAGGGCGGAUUUGGGGGCGGACAGGGCGGAUUCGGGGACGGGCAGGGCGGACCUGGCGCUGGUGGGGGGCAAGGGGGAGCUGGAGGCGGGCAAGGGGGGGCUGGGGGCGGUAAUGGUGGUGACUACAGCAAUGGGGGGAGCUUCAGCGGUGGUAAUGGCGGAGACAACACAGGCGGACAAGGUGGUUUCUACAGCGCUGGAGCAGGGGGAGGAGGAGUGGGGGCUGGUGCUGCUGGGGGUGCUGCUGGUGGUGCUGCUGGUGGGGGCUGUGGGGGAGGACAAGGGCAAGGCGGGGGAUUUGGGGGACAGGGGGGAGCUGGGGGAGGGCAGGGCGGACCUAGGAGCGGGCAGGGGGGAGCUGGAGGCGGGCAGGGCGGACCUGGGGGAGGCUAUGGUGGAGGGAGCAAUGGCGGGGAUUAUGGUGGUGGUAAUGGCGGUGGUGACUAUAGCGGGGGAAAUGGAGGGGACUACAGCACUGGCGGUGACUACAGCGGGGGGAUCACGGGAGGGGGCUAUGGGAGGCCCAUCUGGGGGCGGUGUGAGUGGCGGGGGAGGCAUGGGCGGUGGAGGCAUGGGCGGUGGUGCUGCUGGCGGUGGGAUGGGAGGGCCUGGGGGAAUGACUGGGGGAGGAAUUAUGGGGGGAGGAGGCAUGGGGGGAGGAGGCAUGGGCGGGGGAGGCAUGGGCGGUGGUGCUGCUGGCGGUGGCAUGGGAGGGCCUGGGGGAAUGACUGGGGGAGGAGGCAUGGGAGGAGGAGGCAUGGGGGGCGGAGGCAUGGGCGGUGGUGUUGCUGCUGGCGGUGGCAUGGGAGGGCCUGGGGGAUGA
Molecule: messenger RNA, 1797 nt
Organism: Closterium sp. Yama58-4
Lineage: Eukaryota; Viridiplantae; Streptophyta; Zygnematophyceae; Desmidiales; Closteriaceae
Source: the annotation of a GenBank genome assembly